CUCUCGACAACUGUUUGCUGUGACUACCCAUUCAUCCCCGACAACAACAUGAAGGCCAUCCAGAUUUCAAAGUACCAGCACCCGAGCAAGCUCGAGAUCUCCAACAUCGCCGCGCCGGUGCCCAAGGACGGCCAGGUGCUGGUCGACAUCUACGCUGCGGGGCUCAACUUUUUCGACAUCCUCCAGGCGCAGGGCAAGUACCAGCUCCAGCCCCCGUUCCCCUUCGUCCUCGGCGCCGAGAUCGCAGGCCGGAUCAGCGCCAACUCGCCCAUCCCGCCCGGCUCGCCCUUCAAGCCGGGCGACCGCGUGCUCGGGUACACGCAGGGCGCGUACGCCGAGCAGGUUGCCGUGGACCCGAUCCAGCUGCUGCCUGUGCCGGACAACAUUAGCCUCGAGCAGGCUACGGGGGUUUACUUGACCUACCCCACAUCCUACGAAGGCCUCGUGGGCCGCGCGCACGCCCAGCCGGGCGAGUGGGUGCUCGUGCUCGCGGCCGCCGGCGGUGUCGGCCUCGCCGCCGUCCAGAUCGCCAAGAUGCUCGGGUGCAAGGUCAUCGCUGCUGCUGGCAGUGCCGAAAAGCUCAAGAUUGCCGUCGAGCGCGGCGGCGCCGACGCGACCGUCGACUAUGGCAAGGAGGGGUGGCAGAAGGAGGUGCUCAAGAUCACUGGUGGGGCGGGUGUCGACGUCGUGUAUGACCCCGUGGGCAUGCUCGUGCCCUCGCUCAAGUGCGUCAACUGGAACGCGCGGUUGAUUGUUGUGGGCUUUGCCGCGGGCGCGAUUGAGAAGGUCCCCGCCAACCUCCUCCUCCUCAAAAACGUCGCCGUCGUCGGCCUGCACUGGGGCGCGACAGCCAAGAAGGACCCAGCGCGCUACGCCGAGGUCAUCCAGAUUGUGCUCAAGCACAUCCGCAACGGCGACCUCGUGCCCCAGGUCUUCGACCCGCUCUACGAGGGCCUGCAGAGCGUGCCCCGCGGCCUGGUGGACAUUGAGAAGCGCAAGACGUGGGGCAAGGCCGUCGUGCGCAUCCGCAAGGACGCGACUGAUGCCAAGCUCUAGUAGUAGUGGUUGUAGGAUGAUACAUCAAGUUGUGCAGUG
Molecule: messenger RNA, 1095 nt
Organism: Vanrija pseudolonga
Lineage: Eukaryota; Fungi; Basidiomycota; Tremellomycetes; Trichosporonales; Trichosporonaceae
Product: Quinone oxidoreductase-like protein 2
Exons: 6
Coding region: 49-1056 (335 amino acids)
Cellular component (GO): mitochondrion
Molecular function (GO): oxidoreductase activity; zinc ion binding
Source: RefSeq, a predicted model, not a curated record